GUUAGGUGGUUUGAUUACGUUACAUUAUUGUAACUAUAACUACUCCGUACUACUAACUAUUAAAUCCCGGAUCUGCCAUCAGAAACCCUGGAUCCAAUCCCGAAAACCCCCAGUCUUUCUCUUCGUGGAAGGAAAAUAGGCACACAAGAAAAAACACAUUUAUCAAAUAUUAUUAUCAUCAACCUCCCAUUCUUCACAGCUAGCUAGCUGGCCACAUUUACAUACAGCAACCACUAUUCCCUUAAAGAUUCCAUUGUACCGAGCCGAAAUCAACAGCAAUCAAAAUACAUUCUAACAAAUCAUGUCACAUUCUUCCACCUCGGACCCUGCCCAGCAGCAGCCCCAGCAGCAGCAGGAGCAGCAACAACAACAGUCAGAAACAGGCCCCUGUCUCCCCUCAGCGGGCGCGGUGUUCUCGCUGUUCUCGCUGGCCGGGAAGACCGCCAUGGUGACCGGUGGUACCCGCGGCCUGGGACGCGCGAUGGCGCUUGCGUUGGCGGAGGCGGGGGCGGAUAUUAUUCUUGUGCAGCGAGACGAAAAAGACACCAGCACUCGCGAUGAGAUCAUUAGUCGGACAAGAAGAAAGGCGUCAAUACAUGUUGCAGACCUUGCCGACCAGGAUUCCGUCAAGGGAAUAAUGCCCGCCAUCGUGGAGGAGAGGAGAAAUGUGGAUAUUCUGUUGAACUGUGCAGGGGUCCAGAGAAGGCAUCCGAGUGAGAGCUUCCCGGAUGACGAUUGGAAUGAGGUUCUCCAAGUCAACUUAACGUCUGUGUUUACCCUCUGUCGAGAAUUCGGCGCAUAUCUCUUGUCUCGUGAUGCUUCUAGCUUCCAGUCUGCCCGGCGAGGAACGAUUAUCAACGUGGCAUCCCUCCUCUCGUUCCAAGGAGGCAUCACGGUUCCGGCAUAUGCAUCGUCAAAAGGCGGGGUAGCACAGCUAACCAAGGCGCUGUCGAACGAAUGGAUGUCCAAGGGGAUUUCAGUCAACGCCAUUGCACCUGGAUAUAUCGAUACGGAGAUGAACACCGCGCUGAUGAAUAAUCCAGAGAGGAGCAGCGCCAUCCUUUCCCGGAUUCCCGCCGGCAGGUGGGGGACCCCAGAGGACUUCAAGGGGGUGGUGGUUUUUUUGGCCAGUGAAGCCAGUAGUUAUGUAUCUGGGGAAAUCAUCUGCGCCGAUGGCGGCUGGAUGGGACGCUAGAGAGAGUUCAUCGUGUCUCCCGCUGAACAGCCAGAGGUAGGGAGGUGGCUGCAGGAAAGGAAAAAUUUGCUUUUGCCAGCCCACGAAGAGUUUUCGACUGGCGGUUUCAAGUCCAUGGGAUCAGAAGAAGUAGCCGCAUUAGUUAAGGCGGGGCUUUUUUAGGAUGGCGAAAGAGCUCGGGGCCAAUUUUUUAAGUCGGGUGGGAUUCUUUCUCCCUCGUAUUAUUAUUGCAUCAGAAAAAAAAAAAAAUAAAUAAAUAAAAAUGAAAAAACUCUAUAAUUCAUGAAUAAUACUCUUUGAUGAAGUGAAGAAUAAUAUAUGUGAGAAACAGUUUUUUAUUUUGAAAUUUAACUAAAUGUAAGAAUAA
Messenger RNA from Blastomyces gilchristii SLH14081, 1562 nucleotides. Its product is annotated as 2-deoxy-D-gluconate 3-dehydrogenase. The coding region runs from base 302 to 1195 and encodes 297 amino acids. The transcript is spliced from 3 exons. The record is from RefSeq and is a predicted model, not a curated record. NCBI's taxonomy places the organism in Eukaryota, Fungi, Ascomycota, Eurotiomycetes, Onygenales, Ajellomycetaceae. Gene Ontology annotation, molecular function: oxidoreductase activity, acting on the CH-OH group of donors, NAD or NADP as acceptor.